AUGCCGCUGAACGACAUCGACCCUCAAUCCAUCGCAGCGACAUGGCUCGAAGGUUUUACAACAGCACUUACUUCCGGCGACGCCUCAGCCUCCGCUGAAUGCUUCCAACCCAACGGGUUUCUCCGGGAUAUCAACACCUUCACCUGGAAUAGACGCUGUCUUGGGGGUCGGGAGAAGAUUGCCGAUUAUCUGAAAACAAACAACUCUCCCUCAGCUAUUCGCAACAUCCAACUCGACACCUGCCCAGACCUCAAGCCAAGCAUCAGUGGGGCAGACACCAGCUUCGUUGUGCCCAUGGGAGAAGCUGUCACAAGUGGGUUCACCUUUGAUGUUGAACAAGUCGGGCCUGGCCAGGGAUUUGUCUUCCUCGCACCAGCGGCGGAUGCUCCUGUCAGUGGAUGCACGUGGCAAGCGGUUUCGGUCUUUAUGCGUCUCAACAAUAUCACUGGACAUGAGGAAUGGUUGUGUGAGAAUGGUGUCUAUGGAGGGCACACCCUUGCGUGGACAGACAUACGCCGCGAGCGACGCCAAGCCAUCGAGAAGACGCCCCACGUCGUUAUAAUCGGAGCGGGUCAAACAGGCUUGAACCUUGCUGCUCAAUUGACGCAUAUGAACAUCCCAACGCUUGUGGUCGAAACUAACCAACGUGUUGGAGAUAAUUGGCGCAAGCGCUACCCAACACUCUCGCUGCACAGUGCAAAAGCAUAUUCAGAAUUGCUUUACCAGCCAUUCCCGACGACAUGGCCCAUCUACGCCCCCCGUGACAAGAUAGCUGAUUGGCUGGAGCAGUAUGCAUCCACACAAGAUCUUGUCGUUUGGACAAACUCGCGACCGCUACCUGGCCCAACGUACGAUACCGCCUCUCGUCGCUGGACCAUCGUUAUCGAUCGUGCCGGAGAACUGGUCACACUUGAGCCCGCCCACGUUAUUGUCUGUGGUGCACUAGGCGCGCCAUUCACACCACAUGUCGAAAACAAGGACAUAUUUGCUGGGGUCGCGUUGCAUUGCGUCAACUACCGCGGGGGGGCGCCGUUUGCUGGAAAACGCGUCGUUGUCGUUGGUGCAGGCAAUACUUCUGUGGAUAUCUGCCAGGACCUUGUUUUCCACGGGGCCCAAACUGUCACGAUGGUCCAGCGCUCAGAGAGCUCUGUGUCGCCGGUGGAGGCAGUCAGACAGGCCACGGACGAGUUGUUUCCCCCUCAUCGGACGACAGACGUGUCGGACCUGCGGCUGAUGGCCAUGCCUGUUCCGCUGAUAAAGAGGAGGUAUACCGCCAAUAAACCACUGAUACUGGAGGCUUUCAAGGGCCUCCACAGCGCAGUCGAGUCGGCGGGCUUCAAACUCCGCACGGACGAUGACAUCUUUACGGUGUUCUACAGUGGUUACGGAGGCUAUUGGUAUGAUGUGGGCUGCGCGGAGCUCAUGAAGAACGGCCAAGUCCGGGUGAAACAAGGGGUCGAACUGGCGCGGUUCGAGAGAGAGCACGUCAUUUGCACGGACGGCUCCAGCCUCGAAGCCGAUGUGGUGAUUUUCGCAACAUCGUUCGAGUCGAUGCGCGACACGAUGCGGGGCGUAUUUGGACAUGACAUUAUCAACCAGACCAGCCCAGUUUGGGGGCUCGAUGAAGAGGGGGAGCUGAGGGGCGUCUACCGGCCGAGCGGGCAUCCCGGCCUAUGGUUUGCGGCAGGCGAAUUCUUUACUGCUCGGGCGUAUGCUAAGCAAUUGGCGUUGCAAAUCAAGGCCAUUGAGUUGGGCCUCCUCAAGUUGUGA
Molecule: messenger RNA, 1770 nt
Organism: Mycena indigotica
Lineage: Eukaryota; Fungi; Basidiomycota; Agaricomycetes; Agaricales; Mycenaceae
Product: FAD/NAD-P-binding domain-containing protein
Exons: 7
Coding region: 1-1770 (589 amino acids)
Molecular function (GO): monooxygenase activity; flavin adenine dinucleotide binding
Source: RefSeq, a predicted model, not a curated record